AUGUUGUGUACUUGUGAGAAGACUUGUGGCUCACCAAUUCGCCAGGAUUCCCACAUAUACGGAACAAUCCAUGCCUGUCCCAAGCCAAAGUGCCGGAACAAUCCAUGCCUGUCUCGAUCCAAAGUGCCAGCACAAUCCAUGCCUGCCCCGAGCCAAAGUGCCAGAACAAUCCAUGUCUGUCCCGAGCCAACGUGCCAGAACAAUCCAUGCCUGUCUCGAGCCAAAGUGCCAGCACGAUCCAUGCCUGUCCCAAGCCAAAGUGCCAGAACAAUCCAUGCCUGUCUCGAGCCAAAGUGCCAGAACAAUCCAUGCCUGUCCCUAGCCAAAGUGCCAGAACAAUCCAUGUCUGUCCCGAGCCAAAGUGCCAGAACAAUCCAUGUCUGUCCCGAGCCAAAGUGCCAGAACAAUCCAUGCCUGUCCCUAGCCAAAGUGCCAGAACAAUACAUGCCUGUCCCUAGCCAAAGUGCCAGAACAAUCCAUGUCUGUCCCAAGCCAAAGUGCCAGAACAAUCAAUGCCUGUCUCGAGCCAAAGUGCCCGAACAAUCCAUGCCUGUCCCGAGCCAAAGAGACAUACGUACAUAG
Molecule: messenger RNA, 582 nt
Organism: Mizuhopecten yessoensis (Yesso scallop)
Lineage: Eukaryota; Metazoa; Mollusca; Bivalvia; Pectinida; Pectinidae
Product: keratin-associated protein 10-5-like
Exons: 2
Coding region: 1-582 (193 amino acids)
Source: RefSeq, a predicted model, not a curated record